AUGCCCCGCGAUCUGCCAGACUUCUCGGGGGACCCGGAGGAAUGGCCUCUGUUCUAUAACAGCUAUGAGAAUUCGACGGCCGCUUGUGGAUACACAGUUACAGAGAACUUGGCACGAUUACAACGAUGCCUUAAAGGGAACGCCUUGAAGUCCGUAAGAUACUACCUGCUGGCACCGGAGAAUGUUCCGGAGGUGAUGAGAACUUUACAAACCUUGUACGGGCGCCCCGAAAUCAUUAUCAAUAAGCUGAUAAAAAACGUGCGAGAGUGUCCUACUCCGAAGACUGAAAAACUCGAAACUCUAAUGGAAUUUGGCAUAACGGUGAGAAACCUAGUCCAACACCUCAUCGCAACAGGACAGCGAGCUCACCUUUCAAAUCCAAUACUGCUCUAUGAGGUUGUCGAGAAGCUUCCUUCCAGCUUUAAGAUGCAGUGGGCAGAAAAACUAAUUGCGUGUCCCAAUGCGGACUUGGGAGCGUUCAGUGAUUUUAUGUCACACGUGAUAGAAUCCGUCAGCAAAGUGUGCUCGUACGUAGAGCCACUUCCAACCAGAGUUGAUCGACAUAAAAAUAAAGAAUAUUUCAAUGCCCACGUGGAAACUAGAAACGAAGGUGGAAAUAGGGUGACGACAGCAGAAAAAAGGCAGUGUCUCAUUUGCACGAAAGAGCACCGGAUUCAGGACUGUUCCGAGUUCAAAAAUAGUGACAUCGAGAGCCGCUGGAAGUUUGUGCGCACACUAAAGCUAUGCCGAUCAUGCCUGAAUCCUCAUGGUCGUCGACCUUGUCGGAAGACCAACCGAUGUGGGGUUGACGGGUGCCAAUUUCGGCAUCAUCCAAUGCUACAUUCGUCAUACCCAUGUAGUAGCACGUCGGUUAACAAUGCGAAUCUGACGUACCACCAUUGCGGACAAUCGGUUCUGUACCGAAUCGUGCCGGUGACAGUGUACGGGGUCUCUUGUUCCCUCAACACUUUUGCCUUUUUGGAUGAAGGUUCAUCGACAACCUUAGUUGAGUCUAGUCUCACUAAACAGCUGGGGUUGAAGGGUCCACAGAUACCUCUCUGUUUGCAGUGGACCGCCAACAUGUCUCGGGUCGAAAAUAUGUCGCAGGUGAUUUCGGUGGAACUCUCCGGGGUCGGGAAAAAGACUCGGUAUACUUUGGAAAACGCGCGGACGGUGGAUCAUCUAAACCUUCCACAGCAGACGUUAAGGAUUGAAACUCUGCAAAACCAGUUUCAACAUCUAAUAGGCUUACCGGUACAGAGCUAUGAAAAUGCGGUUCCACAGAUACUGAUCGGGCUCCACGAUCUAUCUUUGGCUGUCCCACUGAAGGUCAGGGAAGGUAAUAGAGGACCCAUAGCUGCCAAGACACGCUUGGGUUGGUGCAUUUACGGCCAUCUAGUCGGCGGUCAAAACGUGGAGCAACUGAAUUAUCACGUGUGCGACUGUUCAGCCAUCGUUAAGCUGGACACUAUAGUACGUGACUACUUCAACCAGGAGGACACCGGUGUGACGCAUAAGCCGAUGGAAUCCGCAGAAAAUCAACGAGCCAGGGAUUUGCUUCAGCGAACAACGUGUAAAAUUAACGGUAGAUUCAGCACGGGCUUACUCUGGAAAUACGACCACUUCGAGCUCCCAGACAGUUACGGAAUGGCAUUUCGACGGCUCGAAUGCUUGGAGAGACGCAUGAAGCGCGACCCUGCCUUAGGAGACAGUGUUCAUCGUCAGUUGCGCGAAUAUCAAGAAAAGGGGUAUGCUCAUCGCGCCACGCAAGAGGAGCUGGAAUCAGCAGACCCUCGCCGAAUCUGGUACCUUCCUUUAGGGGCCAUCACAAAUCCGAGGAAACCGGGAAAGGUACGUUUGAUUUGGGACGCUGCUGCCGUGGUCGACGGUAUAUCAUUGAACACACUUCUGCUCCCCGGGCCGGAUAUGCUAACUCCCUUGUCGUCGGUACUUUUCCGAUUCCGACAGUUUCCCUUUGCCGUGUCAAGCGACAUUGCGGAAAUGUUUCAUCAAAUUAAAGUAAUAGAAUGUGACCGCCAUGCGCAGCGAUUUUUGUGGCGUGAUAAUCCUGAGGAUCCACCACAAAUUUUUCUAAUGGAUGUGCUAACUUUCGGUGCAACUAGUUCACCGACAUCCGCGCAAUACACGAAAAAUAGAAACGCAGAAGAAUUUGCGGAACGACAUCCAAGAGCCGCAGAUGGUAUCUUGAGAAGUCACUAUGUCGACAACUUUCUUGACAGCUUUGCGACGGUCGACGAAGCAAAAUCGGUUUCCAGUGAAGUGCGCUGGAUUCAUGCUAAGGGUGGAUUCUUUAUUCGCGACUGGGUUUCCAACAGCCAGGAAGUCAUCAGUUUCUUGGGCGAGGAACCGAAGGAAGAAACACUAGACCUUAUCCAGACUAAAGGCGCUGACGCUGAGCGUGUGCUGGGCAUGCUUUGGCAUCAUAAGAGUGACGCGUUAACCUUUUCCGUAUCGUUUAGCGAGGAAAUACAAUUUCUUUUAGACACCGGCGUACGGCCUACUAAGAGGCAAGUCUUGAAAUGCAUUAUGUCUCUUAUCGACCCACUGGGGCUACUGACUAACUUUCUGAUCCACGGUAAGAUCCUUAUGCAAGAAGUCUGGAAAACCGGAAUAAAAUGGGAUGAUCGCAUCGACGAACGACUUUUCGAACUAUGGAAGAGGUGGACAAAUUUGUUUGAUAAUGUGAACGACAUACAGAUCCCAAGAUGCUACUUCUCAGAGGCGAACCGAUCUCUCUACAAUUCCGUAGAGGCCCACGUAUUCUGCGAUGCGAGCGAAGAGGCGUACUCAGCAGUAGUCUACUUCCGCAUAACUAGACCCGAUGGGACACCACAGUGCGCAUUGGUGGCGGCUAAGGCAAAGGUGGCGCCGUUAAAAUACGUUUCCAUCCCUCGUUUAGAAUUAAUGGCUGCUGUUUUAGGUGUUCGUCUGCUAUCAUUCAUUACCGAAGGUCAUACAAUAUCGAUCACGCGCAGAUAUCUCUGGUCCGAUUCGAACACGGUAUUGGCGUGGAUAUAUUCGAAGCACCGCAGGUACAGGCAAUUCGUUGCCUGCCGCGUUGGUGAGAUAUUAACGUCAACCAGCGAAAGUGAGUGGCUCUGGGUACCGAGUGCAAUGAACGUGGCAGAUGAGGCAACAAAAUGGACGAAAGGACUCCAAUUUGAUUCGUCCAGCAGAUGGUACCAAGGUCCAGAUUUCCUCCACCUGGGUAAGGAUCAAUGGCCUACUUCUAAGCAUCCAAUGCCAACCACCGAUGAGGAAGUCCGUCCAUGCUAUCUUCACCAAAUGACCGGCUAUGCUCCAUUGGUGGUAUAUGAACGUUUCUCUCGAUGGAGUCGCAUGGCGAGAGUCAUGGCCUACGUCACGAAAUACCUACGCUUACGAAAACGUGGAACAGGGAGCCGAUUUUUGACGCAGGAAGAACUCCGGGCUGCAGAGAUAACGAUUUGGAGACAAGUUCAGGCUGAGACCUAUCCGGAUGAAGUGGCGGUUCUACAAAAGAAUAAACAUCUACCGCUAGGGGAGUUACUGGCAAUACCAAAAUCAAGCACUCUCUAUAAGUUGACCCCAGUUCUAGACGACGAAGGAAUUCUGCGUAUUGACGGGCGCAUUGGAGUCGCAAAACAAAUCGCGGAUCAGGCAAAGUAUCCGGUGAUACUUUCAAAGGGUCAUCGGGUGUCAUUUCUGAUUAUCGAGGAUUACCAUCGCAAAUAUCUCCAUGGAAAUUCAGAAACCAUUGUCAACGAAAUACGCCAGCUGUAUUACAUACCCCAGCUGCGUGUACUCGUCAGAAAAGUAGCGCGGCAUUGUCAGUGGUGUAAGGUAUAUAAAUCCCACCCAGUUACACCAAAGAUGGCACCACUUCCCGUUGCGCGACUUUCACCCUUCGUUCGACCCUUCAGCUACACCGGAUUGGACUAUUUCGGUCCAAUACCAGUGAAAGUUCUACGUUCAACCGUUAAACGUUACGUCGCAUUGUUCACUUGUCUAACGAUCAGGGCGGUACAUGUCGAAGUGGCUCAUGAUCUUUCUACAGAGUCGUGCAUUGACGCCAUUCGUCGCUUCGUGUGUCGACGGGGAGCACCACUUGAGAUCCACUCCGAUAACGGCCGGAAUUUCUGCGGAGCGAAUAACGUGCUAAGAGAGCAAAUCAAACAUGCUGAAACGGUAGCGGCUUCAACCUUUACCAACGCGUUAACAAAAUGGGUAUUCAUCCCGCCGUCGGCCCCCAGUAUGGGGGGCAGCUGGGAGCGUUUAGUUCGUUCCGUGAAGGUGGCAAUGGCUGGAUUGACGCAAAACAGGAAGCUAAGUGACGAAGGCCUUCUAACGCUCGUAAUAGAAGCCGAAUCUAUCGUAAACAGCAGACCAUUGACCUACCUACCGUUAGAUUCGGAAGAGCAGGAUGCGUUGACACCGAACCAUUUCCUGCUCGGCAGCAGUAGUGGCGUCAAACAACCACCCGUCCACAUACCGGAUGCUGCAACAUUAGCUCACAACUCCUGGAAUCUAAUGCAGCAAAAUCUGAAUCACUUCUGGUCCCGGUGGAUACGAGAGUAUCUACCAACCCUCACCAGACGAACUAAAUGGUUUGGAGAAACCAAGGCGGUCGAGCCUGGUGAUCUGGUCGUUAUUAUCGAUGAAAACAGAAGGAACGGCUGGAUUCGCGGUCGAAUCUUACAGGUGAUCGUUGGUCGAGAUGGGCGCGUUCGACAAGCCGUAGUACAGACGGCAGGUGGUUUGUACCGUCGACCCGUAUCGAAGCUGGCGGUAUUGGACGUAAAAGGUAAUUGUAAAGCUAAGUCUGCGACUGAUCUUUACGGGCGGGGGGAUGUUGCCGCAGGGGCACAAUCACUGGCAGCCCUAUCUACAACUGAUGUAACGCCAACUAACAUCACUAUCAAGAUCAAAUAA
Molecule: messenger RNA, 4932 nt
Organism: Sabethes cyaneus
Lineage: Eukaryota; Metazoa; Arthropoda; Insecta; Diptera; Culicidae
Exons: 1
Coding region: 1-4932 (1643 amino acids)
Biological process (GO): DNA integration
Molecular function (GO): nucleic acid binding
Source: RefSeq, a predicted model, not a curated record